Molecule: messenger RNA, 1546 nt
Organism: Brassica napus (rape)
Lineage: Eukaryota; Viridiplantae; Streptophyta; Magnoliopsida; Brassicales; Brassicaceae
Product: agamous-like MADS-box protein AGL19
Exons: 8
Coding region: 655-1314 (219 amino acids)
Biological process (GO): positive regulation of transcription by RNA polymerase II
Cellular component (GO): nucleus
Molecular function (GO): protein dimerization activity; RNA polymerase II cis-regulatory region sequence-specific DNA binding; DNA-binding transcription factor activity, RNA polymerase II-specific
Source: RefSeq, a predicted model, not a curated record
CAAGUUCAAGAGAUCAUCUGCAACUACACCAACAGUAUCAUUUACUAAUCAGUUAUCCCAUAAAAUAAUUCUGUCGUACAUACCAAAUAUAUUUAUUUAUGUGCGUCGUACGAGUUGUGUAAUUAUAGUUUAAUCACCCACUGAAUAGACAAUUUAAAUUCAAAAGAAGAAGUUUCAUAUCAUCAAAUGAGCCUUGUCGAUCCCAUUGGAACUUAUUCUUUCCCCUCCCAGAAUUAUUGCACUUAUUUUAUUGUUGAUAUAUUUUGGUCUUCUUCUUUGGAUUUUAAAGUUUUUACCAAAAGAAGAAAGAAAUAACGUAAUGCUACUAGUGAGCCAGGUGGACUAGGUUUAUAGACCACUGGUAGGCAAAAGAUAAAAAUUGUAGAAUUAAUUAAAAAAGGGCAUUAUCAACAACACAUAUCAAGCAUAAAGAAAAUAUAAUUUUGUGGUUCUCUCUCUCAUCAUAAAUCUAGGGUUUCUUAAGAAGUUCCCAGCAAUCUGUAUCACACCAUUUUCCCCAAAUCUAUUCUUUUCUAUCUCUCUCCACAAACACAUACAGAUAUAUAUACAAAUAGAGAACCACUCAUCAAUCCAAGAUCAUAGAACAUACAAAGAGGACGAUUUAGAUCUUAGGCUUUGAUAAGAAAGUGAAUAAUGGUGAGGGGAAAGACUGAGAUCAAGAGGAUAGAGAACGCAACGAGCAGGCAAGUGACUUUCUCCAAGAGAAGAAAUGGACUUUUAAAGAAAGCUUUCGAGUUAUCUGUCCUUUGUGAUGCUGAAGUUGGUUUGAUCAUCUUCUCUCCAAGAUCCAAACUCUAUGAGUUCUCUAGCUCUAGCAUAGCAAAAACAAUAGAACGAUAUCAGAAACGGGUCAAAGAAACUGGGAUUAACCACACAAGAGAGAAUAAUUCUCAGCAAGCAAGAGACGAAACAUAUGGUUUGACAAAAAAAAUUGAGCAGCUAGAUAUAUCUAAACGAAAAUUGCUUGGGAAAGGUAUUGAUGCAUGUUCUAUUGAGGAGCUGCAACAGUUAGAGAAUCAGUUGGAGCGAGGCUUGAGCAGGAUAAGAGCCAAGAAGUACCAAUUACUCCGUGAAGAAAUUGAGAAGCUGAAGGAAGAGGAGAGGAAUCUCAUUAAGGAAAAUAAAGAACUGAAGGAGAAGUGGCGCGGAAUGGGAGCAAUAGUAGUAGCAUCACCAUCAUCAACGUUAUCAUCAGCAGAAGUGAACACGGAUAGCGUUGACAAUAUGGAAGUGGAGACUGGUUUGUUCAUUGGACCUCCUGAACCAAGACAAUCCAAGAAACUCCCUCUUUAACGUUAAGCCAAGUUUAAAAAAAGAAGAAGUUAAGCCUCACAACUUCAAAAGAAUGUUAUUUAUGUUUUAUAUAUUUUCGUCCAAAAAGUUGAGGUGUCAAUAAGUUCUUAAACAUAGUGUAGUAUUUUGUUCUUAUUCAAUGGGUUGAGUUUCUAAAAUUUCUAUAAAAAACUGUUCUAUCCCUUUUGGGUGUAUUGGAAACUUAGAACAUAGAACAUAUUAGCUUGAAGUA